This is a messenger RNA of Chelonoidis abingdonii (Abingdon island giant tortoise), 708 nucleotides long. Lineage: Eukaryota; Metazoa; Chordata; Testudines; Testudinidae. The record is from RefSeq and is a predicted model, not a curated record.
AUGGCACCUCUGUUCAUCUCCUACUGCUCCCGCAACACCCAGCCUGGGAUGCAGUAUGGGGAAAGAACUGUUAAAAGAAUAUUUGAUUUUACUGACUUUCCAGCAACGGGCUCGGGCGAGCUCCCGGUGCGAGCAGCCGGCGGGCUGCCCUGCGCCUGCUGGGCCCCGCGCUGGCAAGGCGGGGAUCGCGGGUGGAGCCCAGCAGCCCGAGCCCUCCAUCGUAUAGACACAGACCUGCCCGAGCGGACUCAGGACAUUUCCCAUUUGUUAACUAGCGUCUUUAAGAGCAUGUAUACUGCAGAUGUUAUAGGGAUGGACGCUGGAACAAAUCUGAUCAAGUCCCGUGGAGGAGACAAUCCCUAUCAUGAGAAGUUUGUGGAGGAGCUGCAAAAGAUUCAGACUGAAUAUAAUCAUCGACUGACAGAAGUUGACAUGGUAGAAAAGCACAUCAUUCAGGCAAGAGCUCGAGCAACAGCAGCAGAAGAAAGGGCUCUGAACAUGUUGAAGGUAGAUGUUGGGGAGGACUUCCACAACAUUGGAUUACCACCAGUGAAAUCCUCCUUCAGAUGGUGUGUGGAUAAUGACCUUCUCAAAAAACAUAAUUUAAUCUGUCCUGAAGAUUACAUCAUUGAUAGAAUACCCAUUACCAAAGCACCUAAAGGUAACUUAAAGCAGAGACUAAUAUGGAUUUCUGAUAAUGCUCUCUAG